Molecule: messenger RNA, 3779 nt
Organism: Cryptotermes secundus
Lineage: Eukaryota; Metazoa; Arthropoda; Insecta; Blattodea; Kalotermitidae
Product: ADAM 17-like protease
Exons: 12
Coding region: 310-2529 (739 amino acids)
Biological process (GO): Notch signaling pathway; membrane protein ectodomain proteolysis
Cellular component (GO): plasma membrane
Molecular function (GO): metalloendopeptidase activity
Source: RefSeq, a predicted model, not a curated record
AGACUUGCACGCGAGCGCACUCGAGUCAUAGCGAUCAUAACGAACAUAGCUAUCAAAACCAUCAUAACGAUCAGUAUUUUUUUCGUUACUAGGGUGUUUAUUGUCGGAGUUAUUAAUGCAAGUCGGCUUUUUAAGCCACGCCCGUAAACUAUGGAGCAGUUACCAGCAGUAAUUAGCGUGUUGCAAAAGUUCGUUGCUGGGCUACGCGUGCAGAGUGGUAGUAGCAUGAUAGGAUAAAUGGAUGGAGGUGUGGAUGUUGGUGUUGAAGUAAUAGCACAUGCUGAAUAACGUGAAUCAGAUUGAAUUGAAAUGUAUACCCACAGUCGUUGUCAUUUUGAUGUUGUACUUUACUUGUUACUCAUUGGAAUGUCCAAUUUAGUCACGUGUUCAGUUUACAAAAAUUUGAAGCACUUUGAGACUCUCCAUACUUCUCAAUUUAGCCACAGUAUUGUGAAGAGAGGAAUCAAGCACAGUGAUCACCCCUUCAAUAAAAUAAGGGAAGUGGCCUUCAGUACCCUUGGAAGAGACUUUCGUUUAAUUCUUACUCCAAAGAAGGGCAUUUUUCAUUCCAAAUUUAAGGUUUUCACAGUAGAUGGAGAUGGUCGAGAAAAGCCUGUAUUUGUUGAUCAUGAAGAUUUUUAUGAUGGCCGAUUGUUUGGAGAGGUCUCAUCUGAUGCAAGAGUCCAUUUAGAAGAUGGUGUUAUGACUGCAACUAUCUAUACCCCAGAAGAGAUGUAUCAUAUUGAGCCAUCAUGGCGUCAUCUGCCACAUAUGGGCAACCAGUCAAUGAUUGCUUAUCGAGAGUCAGAUAUUUAUUUUACCUGGAACCAGGGGGAAGGACAAGGAGACACAGAUACAUGGCCACGCAGCUGUGGCUAUGUGAGAGAGGGAGAAGAUGAAGACCCUGAAGGCAAUGAGGAUGAUGACGGUUAUACUAACGUACGAAACAAGCGACAGGCUGAACAGUAUGAAUACACUCCAACCAAAACAAGAUGUCCCCUGCUACUUGUGGCUGAUUAUCGCUUCUACCAGGAAAUGGGAGGCAGUAACACCAAGACAACCAUUAAUUACUUAAUCAGCUUGAUUGACCGAGUGCACAAGAUAUAUAAUGAUACAACAUGGCAGGAUCGGCAGGAGCAGGAUGGUUUCAAGGGCAUGGGUUUUGUGAUUAAAAAGAUAGUAGUUCAUAAUGAAGCUACCAAAGUCCGUGGUGGUGAAGCACACUACAAUAUGGUGCGGGAGAAAUGGGAUGUGCGGACCUUAUUGGAGGUAUUCAGUCGAGAGUACAGCCACAAGGACUUCUGCCUAGCACACCUGUUCACUGAUCUCAAGUUUGAGGGUGGGAUACUGGGACUGGCAUAUGUUGGAUCUCCCCGGCGCAACUCUGUUGGUGGCAUCUGCACACCAGAGUACUUCAAGAAUGGAUACACGUUGUAUCUGAACUCAGGCCUGAGCUCAAGUCGGAACCACUAUGGACAGAGAGUUAUAACAAGAGAGGCCGAUCUUGUUACUGCCCAUGAGUUUGGUCACAAUUGGGGUUCUGAACAUGAUCCUGAUAUUCCAGAAUGUAGCCCCAGUGCAAGUCAAGGGGGCUCCUAUCUCAUGUACACAUACAGUGUUAGUGGGUAUGAUAUCAAUAAUAAGCGCUUUUCACCAUGCAGUUUGCGAUCAAUUCGCAAAGUACUGCAGGCCAAAUCGGGGCGCUGUUUCUCUGAACCAGAAGAAUCCUUCUGUGGCAACCUGCGUGUGGAAGGUGAUGAGGAGUGUGAUGCAGGAUUACUGGGUACAGAAGACAAUGAUGCCUGCUGUGAUAAGAACUGCAAGCUGCGUCGCAACCAGGGAGCUGUGUGCAGUGACAAGAAUUCCCCAUGCUGCCAGAACUGUCAGUUUAUGCCAGGGCAGAUGAAAUGUCGUGACGCACAGCCAGCGACUUGUGAACAGGAAUCACGCUGUACAGGAGCUUCUUCAGAGUGUCCACGUAGUUUAGCAAUGACAGAUGGAACACCCUGCCUGGAGAGAGGACAGUGUCGUAGGGGGAAGUGUAUGCCAUACUGUGAGACCCAGGGUCUUCAAAGCUGCAUGUGUGACAUCAUUGCAGAUGCUUGUAAACGAUGCUGUCGCAUGAACCUGAAUGACACAUGUUUCCCUGUUGAUCCUCAAGACAUUCUGCCUGAUGGAACUCCCUGUAUUCAGGGCUUCUGCAAUAAGGGUAUGUGUGAGAAAACAAUCCAAGAUGUGGUGGAGAGAUUCUGGGAUAUUAUAGAAGACAUCAAUAUCAACAAAGUUCUAGUUUUUCUACGGGACAAUAUUGUUGGUACAGUGAUCCUUGUGACAGCCAUCAUUUGGAUUCCAGCCAGUUGUGUAGUGAGUUAUGUGGACCGAAGGAGAAGAAAUGCUCAAGAAGCAAGUGACAAAUGGAGGAACAGCAAUCAGUUCUAUAGGGAUGAUAAUCGACGUGUAAUAAACAUAAACAUUUCACGGCAAAGACCUCCCACUGCAGCACACCUCCAUACAACAGGACCCUUGUAAUUUUAGGUUAAUUUACGGUGGCACUGUGAAUAUUAUGUAAGGAUUAGUUCAUAUCUGACUUCUAUAGUACUUCUUUGCAGUGCAUCAAUUAAUGUUCUGUGUUGAAAAUUUAUCUUCCACACAUUGUACAACUGUCAUUGCCCAUGCGCUGGUUCAUCAAGCCCAUACAGUUCUAACAUUGCAUUCUUUGCCAUAUAAAUCCAAUUAUUGCCAAGUUUAAAUCCAAUCACCAGCACUCUGUAAUAGCAGGAGCUUUAUAUGCUGACAUUGAAGAUUAGCGAUGGGUUUUAAUAGAUAUUCUGUAUCUGUUGACAGUAAGUUUUCUGAACAACACAGCUGUGAAGUGAACUUACACAUUGCGGCUCUUCCAAACUUGACGGGAGCUCUGUGGGGCUCAGCUCAGCAAGCGCUCAUAAAGAAGCCCACUGCAUAUAUGAGUAUGCUUUCUGCAUUACACCCUCUUAGGACAUCCAGAUAUUUUCAGACUUGAGAAUGUCUUCAGAAAAAGUAUCUUGGUUUCUUCCAUUUUGAGCCUACUUUAGGCAUGCAUUAGUUACUAGGAUUUGUAACAUCACUGCCUCAGAAUUUGACUUGAAGCUUUGCUCUUAUUACUUUCAUAAAAUUCUUUCCUCUCACUUAUUAAUAAUUCUAGGUUUUUUUCUUGAAGAUAAAACAUGUUUAGAAGGUAUAUUAAAUAACACUGGUUUCUCAUCUGUGUGCCCUUAACAGUAUAAGAACAAUUGGAUGGAUGAAGAGAUAUGCACAUGCAUGUGUAUGCAUACACACACCCACAUGCACAGACCAAAAAUUAAUAGAUGUGUAAUAUUGCCAUAAUUACAUACUGUAUUUGCCAAAAUGUAAUCCAGUUUUUCCCAUAAAGUAAGGCAGUACAGUGUACAGUUAGAUGUACCAGGUUUCCCUGAUGCAUUUCAGAGUACAAGUUACUUGUAAAAUUUAUAAUGUAGUUAUUUUCCUUGCUUUAGAAUCUGAAGCUCUUAAAAUGCCAUCAGGUUCAGCAAUUUGUUCAUAAUUUAACUAUAUUUAUAUGAGAAUUCUUCAAUUUAAAUAUGAUUAAACACUAUAUUAUAUUUAAGCAUCCUGUUACACUCUAUACGAUAUAUGAUAUAAAUUCCAUCCUAAGUGCAACAGUUUAUUGUAGGUCGUUCGUUUUGUCUUCUUCUACACUACAUGUUUCGGCCGCAAACGGCCAUCAUCAGGUGUAUACACUCACGUAAAUUUUAAAAUUUGAA